This is a messenger RNA of Limulus polyphemus (Atlantic horseshoe crab), 428 nucleotides long. RefSeq names its product protocadherin gamma-A8-like. Lineage: Eukaryota; Metazoa; Arthropoda; Merostomata; Xiphosura; Limulidae. The record is from RefSeq and is a predicted model, not a curated record. Gene Ontology annotation, cellular component: membrane. Gene Ontology annotation, molecular function: calcium ion binding. The annotation marks the transcript as partial. The transcript has 3 exons. Gene Ontology annotation, biological process: homophilic cell-cell adhesion.
AGUUCUACAUUGACAGUAAUGACGGAACUCUAUGGACUUUAUCCACUCUGGACUACGAAAAACAAGAAUUUUUCAACAUGACAGUGAUCGCCUACGAUCAAGGCGUCCCUAGCCUCAGUUCCACGGCCAAGCUCUGGAUCACUGUCUCGGACACAAACGACAUCGUUCCGGAGUUUCCCAAGUCUGUAUACACGCUAGAAGUGGCCGAAAGCACCAAACCGGGAGAAUCUAUCUUUCAAAUAAACGCAGGCACCGGACCUUUCCGAUACUACCUUAAGAAUAAAGACGAAAUUGACACUUUUAUUAUCGAGGAGCUGUCCGGCCAUAUCGUGCUAACAAAGCCACUGGACAGUGUCCACCGUAGUCACUACAAACUAGAAGUCAUCUCUUCAGACGAUGCCAAUCCUCCGAAAUCCGAUAGCACAGAG